AUGGCGCGUGGUCCAGAAGUGAAGCGGAGACGAUUGAGUCCUCCAGCCGAUGUUGAGGACUCCUCAUCGCGCUCCAAAGCCGACCAAGAGUGGGAUGUUGAGCAAGACUACGAACGUCGCCCGCGCAAGAACACCAAGAAAGCUGGCGAGAACGCACGAUUGCCAAUCAAAACAUCUGAAGGCUUUGUCCAGGCCGAAGCCGAGCCUGCAGACCAGGGCGAGGAAACCGACAGCUUUCUGGGUACCGAUGAUGACGAGGAGGAUGGCUCUGAGGGCGAGGACGGAGAAGAAUCUGAGGAAGAAGCACCCAAGAUUCCGGUGAAGCUACAAAUCUUGCAGGCAAAGGAAGAGCUAGCUAAGAUGGCAACCUUGAUCAACGAAGAUCCCGAGGAGCACAUCUCUUUGUUCAAAACAAUGGCCGAGAUGGUGUCGAAAAAAUACACACCUGUCACAGUUAAGAAGCUGGCUCUAGCCUCACAGGCGGCUCUCUACAAGGAUGUUAUUCCCGGAUACCGUAUUCGUCCAUUGAGCGAAGAGGACCAGACUGGCAGGGUAUCAAAGGAAGUGCGCAAGCUCCGAGACUUCGAACAGUCCCUUGUGGCAGGAUAUCGAGCUUAUGUCCAGAAGCUUGCUAUGCUGGUCAAGCCAUCCAAACAAGAUGGCCCCACAGAUGCUGGACUGAGGAGCUUCGCGAUUUCGAUGGCUUGUACUAUGCUCUUAGCCGUGCCACACUUCAAUUUCCGCAGCGAGCUCCUGAAGAUCUUGGUGAACCGCCUUGCACGGAGAAAACUUGAUGCCGACUAUGUUAAGUGCCGUGAAACCAUGGAGGAAGUAUUUGCCAAAGAUGACGAUGGAACCGUUUCCCUCGAAGCUGUUCGUCUGCUAGCAAAGAUGUUGAAGGCCAGGGACUUCCACAUUCACCCCAGUGUUUUGGACACAUUCCUCCAUCUUCGUUUGCUCGGCGAGUUCCACUUGAAGGCGUCUCGAGACCGAGUGGACCGGGAAGAAGAAGAAGUCCCCCAUGGAAAGAAGCCAAAGCAAAAGCGUGAAUUCCGCACGAAGCGAGAGCGCAAGGUUCAAAAGGAGCGAAAGGAAGUCGAGAAGGAUAUGCGACAAGCAGACGCAGUGGUAUCGCACGAACAAAGAGACAAGAACCAGGCCGAAACAUUAAAGCUUGUAUUCGGACUCUAUUUCCGCAUUCUCAAGCUCCGCAUUCCCGAACUGAUGGGUCCUGUGCUUGAGGGUCUGGCGAAAUAUGCCCAUCUUAUUAACCAGGACUUCUUCGGUGAUUUGCUCGAAGCUCUGAAAGACCUGAUUAAUCACGCAGAGCGCGAGGAAAUGGGCGUAGAAGGCGACCAGGAGGUCGUCAACGAGGAAGACGACGAAGAUGAAGACAAUGUCACAAUUGCCGAAAGCGCAGCCCGGGACGCUCGCCGAAGGACGCUGCUCUGCACCGUGACUGCCUUCGCCCUACUAGAAGGCCAAGAAGCCAGCAAAGCCGCCGCAGGUCUCCACCUCGAUCUGAACUUCUUCAUCAAGCACCUCUACCGAUCCCUCUACUCCCUCUCCAUGAACCCAGACGUCGAGUUCAACCCAGACACAGCCCUCCGCCUCCCCGACCCCAACUCCUCCGCGGAAGGCAAACAGCUCUCUGAGUCCCGCUCCAAAAACAAGGUCAACUUCCAGACCCCGAUGGUCCUCCUCCUCCGCUGCUUGCAGCCAACUCUGUUAUCUCGCGCACACGGCAACCCGCCCCCAAGCCGACUUGCCAGUUUCUCCAAGCGUCUGAUGACGACUUCUCUCCAGUUGCCGGAGAAGUCUGCUCUUGCGACACUUGCGCUUAUGAACCAAGUCUCGAAAUAUCAUGGUCGUCGUAUCUCUUCGCUGUGGCAUACAGAGGAGCGCAAAGGUGAUGGUGUGUUCAAUGCUUUUGCUGCUGAUAUUGAAGCUACCAAUGUCUUUGCUGGUACGGUGUGGGAGGGUGAACUGUUGCGUGUGCAUUACUGUCCACAGGUGAGAGAGGCGGCGGUUGAGAUUGAAAAGAUGAUGAUGUCUUCUAAGUAA
This is a messenger RNA of Penicillium roqueforti, 2064 nucleotides long. RefSeq names its product nuclear export protein Noc3. The record is from RefSeq and is a predicted model, not a curated record. The transcript has a single exon. Gene Ontology annotation, biological process: DNA replication initiation. The coding region runs from base 1 to 2064 and encodes 687 amino acids. Gene Ontology annotation, molecular function: chromatin binding. Lineage: Eukaryota; Fungi; Ascomycota; Eurotiomycetes; Eurotiales; Aspergillaceae. Gene Ontology annotation, cellular component: nucleolus.